UUUUAUAUAGUCUUUGGUUACAAGGAAGGUAUCUUCCUUGAUAUUCCUUUGGAGUGGGAGAUAUUCCUUGGUGAGAUAGUCUUCUGCUAGCCUACAGUAUAUGCUGAACGGCUGAGGCGAGAUGGCGUUAACAAGACUUUUUGCUCAGAGUACGUUGCGUGGUUCCCGGCACUAUAGCACAGGUGGUCUGAAUGAUGUCGUCAUUGUUAGUGCUGCUCGCACCCCCAUGGGGUCUUUUCGGUCAUCCUUGGCUUCCCUGCGUGCCCCAGAACUUGGAGCUGUUGCCAUAAAAGCAGCUGUAGAGAGAGCAGGAGUUGACCCAAAAGCUGUGCAAGAGGUCAGGCUUAGUUGAAUACAAAAUAUACCC
Homarus americanus (American lobster) is the source of this 367-nucleotide messenger RNA. Its product is annotated as acetyl-CoA acetyltransferase, mitochondrial-like. Gene Ontology annotation, biological process: fatty acid beta-oxidation. The transcript is spliced from 3 exons. The record is from RefSeq and is a predicted model, not a curated record. The coding region runs from base 122 to 352 and encodes 76 amino acids. Gene Ontology annotation, molecular function: acetyl-CoA C-acetyltransferase activity. Lineage: Eukaryota; Metazoa; Arthropoda; Malacostraca; Decapoda; Nephropidae.